Molecule: messenger RNA, 285 nt
Organism: Fasciola hepatica (liver fluke)
Lineage: Eukaryota; Metazoa; Platyhelminthes; Trematoda; Plagiorchiida; Fasciolidae
Source: the annotation of a GenBank genome assembly
AUGAGGCAAUUCCCGAUAGGUCAGGUGUGGUGCCGAUCUGAGCGACUAUGGGGAAGUUUUAUCCACAACCAAUCGGACCGGCUGGUUGAAACCUGUACCUUUCAGGUGAUUUACGUUUGCACUCCAUCGGUCUAUCAUUUAGUCUCUGCCCAAAGCCUAUUGAUCCAACUGGCACUGGCGAAUAUGCCUUCUAAAGGGCUAAUGUUGAAACAAAACACCGCUCAGCACGAUUCUUCUGUUAUUCUACCUAUGCAUGCCAUCGAUUGGCAUUCCGGUCGCUCGUGA